CCCAGCUACCUCAACUACCAGUUCCUGGGCGAGAAGGACUGCGCGGCGCCCUGCGAGCCGGCCCGCGGCGACGGCCACAUGUUCUUCAGCCAGGAGGAGGUGCGCUUCGCCCGCCUCUGGAUCCUGGUCUGGUCCGUGCUCUGCUGCGCCUCCACCUUCUUCACCGUCACCACCUACCUGGUGGACAUGCAGCGGUUCCGCUACCCGGAGCGGCCCAUCAUCUUCCUCUCGGGCUGCUCCACCAUGGUGUCGGUGGCCUACAUCGCCGGCUUCGUGCUGCAGGAGCGCGUGGUGUGCAACGAGCGCUUCGCCGAGGACGGCUACCGCACCGUGGCGCAGGGCACCAAGAAGGAGGGCUGCACCAUACUCUUCAUGAUCCUCUACUUCUUCGGCAUGGCCAGCUCCAUCUGGUGGGUGGUCCUGUCCCUCACCUGGUUCCUGGCCGCCGGCAUGAAGUGGGGCCACGAGGCCAUCGAGGCCAACUCGCAGUAUUUCCACCUGGCCGCCUGGGCCGUGCCGGCCGUCAAGACCAUCACCAUCCUGGCGCUGGGCCAGGUGGACGGGGACGUGCUGAGCGGGGUCUGCUGGGUGGGGCUGCACAGCCUGGACCCCAUCACCUCCGGCUUCUGGAUCUGGUACGGCAAGACGCUGCACUCCUGGCGCAAGUUCUACAGCCGCCUGGCCCACAGCCGCCACGGCGAGACCACGGUGUGAGGGGCCCAGGCGGGAUGGGUGCGGGGCGGGGGCAAGAGCUCGUUUCAAAUCGGCUCUUCCUCCAUCGGGGGAGGGGGAGGGCUGUUGCCGUCCUUGAAGGGUGUCUUGUAAUUAAACCUGUAAAUAGCCUUUGUAAAUGGAAUUAUAUAUUUCUAUUUAAAAACAAAAGGAACCACGCAGAGAUCCCCCCCCCCACUCUCCUGCGGGGGAGGCCUGGCUCUCCCUGGCUCUGGUACCAGAGUUGGGUUUUUCCCCUUUCUCUGCCCUGGCAAAUGGCUCCCCUCUCCCUGGAGCCACAGAGACGGAGUUUCUGUUUGUGUUGGCCGUGGGGGAGCGUUUUCGGUUGGACUUCCAGAAAAGCCAGAGC
This is a messenger RNA of Pelodiscus sinensis (Chinese soft-shelled turtle), 1081 nucleotides long. The record is from RefSeq and is a predicted model, not a curated record. NCBI's taxonomy places the organism in Eukaryota, Metazoa, Chordata, Testudines, Trionychidae.